Molecule: messenger RNA, 3950 nt
Organism: Neopsephotus bourkii (Bourke's parrot)
Lineage: Eukaryota; Metazoa; Chordata; Aves; Psittaciformes; Psittacidae
Gene: TAL2
Product: TAL bHLH transcription factor 2
Exons: 2
Coding region: 679-1341 (220 amino acids)
Biological process (GO): regulation of transcription by RNA polymerase II
Molecular function (GO): DNA-binding transcription factor activity, RNA polymerase II-specific; RNA polymerase II cis-regulatory region sequence-specific DNA binding; protein dimerization activity
Source: RefSeq, a predicted model, not a curated record
GCAGGUGUUAUGCUAUAAAGGGAAGAGAGGCCAUGGUCAUUGUCUGUCCCAGGGAGGGGUGGUGGACAGUUGUGGUGCUUCAGUCUCUUUGCUUUCUACCAGCUCAGUCAUUUCUGUUCAUACCACUUCGAAAUGAAAAUAAACCAAGUGGCCCUCCUUGACAUCAAGCAACUAAUUUCAGUGCCUUUUAUGCCAUCACCUCCUGUUAGAAAAAACUCCUGAGCUUAGCAGCUUCCACAAGGAGCUACUGUUGAACUCUGUGGCCUCUCCUCUUGAGUUGACACUAGCCCUUUUUUAUCGCCUCUGCUGUCCUGAGUGGUACCUCAGAACCCUGUCAGGGCAGCAGGAGACUCUUCUGUUGAAAAAUCUGCAUGUUUGCUCUUCAGGCGCUUGUAAUCAUCUCACAUUGUCAGCAUUCAGGCUUUGGCCGCCCAUUAAUACCAACCUUUCCAGCUGCACUGACAGAGAGAUAUUUCUGAACAAACAUGGAAGGGGAGAGGAGAUUAAAUAGGUGACAGCUGGUGAAGACAGGAGCCAGGCCAGGGCAGCUUUUUAUAAUUGAUUAUUUUAUUUGGGGAAGCCAAGAUACAUUUGUGGCAUAGGGGGAUUUGGGGUGUGUCUCCAUGACUGACCAAACAUACAGUGUCUUCUCCCUGGGAAAACUGUUUAUCUAUACACAUGGAUGCCUUGCUAAGUUGUUGUUAUGUGUUCCUUUCCAGGCAUAUUCAUAGAGUAAAUGCACAGAAAACCCAAGGUCUUGUCUACGCACUGAAAAGGCAACUGCCUGAAACAAGCAAUAGUGUUUCCAAGCACGCCCAUUAUGACUGUAUCGUUAUACUGGCAUGCAGGCUUUUGUUCCAGAGCAGACAGGCUUUAGCAGGAGAGGGAGUAAACCAAGCACGCACCUGUGAUCUGAACUCACAUUCUGUCCCACGAAGGAGGGGCCAUACCAGUGCAGACUAUACUCUUGUAGCCCCCAGGACGUUAAGGAUGACAAGGAAGAUCUUCACCAACACCAGGGAGCGAUGGAGGCAGCAAAAUGUCAACAGCGCCUUUGCCAGGCUGAGGAAGCUCAUUCCCACCCACCCACCAGACAAAAAACUGAGCAAGAAUGAGACACUCCGGUUAGCGAUGAGAUACAUCAACUUCCUUGUCAAAGUUCUGGGAGAGCCAGGCGUGCAGCAGACAGCAGUGGCAGCACGGGGCAGCAUCCUGGGCUUCUUCCAGCAAGCUCCACGCUUGCAAAAUAUGGAGGAGCUGACACUGAUCGAAAACUGUGUCUCUUCUCCUGCCAUGAGCAGCAAUAUUGUAGGGUGCUGGUCAGAGACAUCAUCUCCCUAGGAGACAAUGAGAUGUGCAGUCUUUGUGUUAGUCUGAUAGUCCCCCUCUUUUUGCAGAAUCUGUGGGUUGCUCUUCUAUGGAUUGUGAUUAUUUAUUUAUAUUUAUUACUGGUUUAUUUGGUAUACAUUUUUAUUUAAUAGGAAAGGAAAUCCUUUGUCAGCCAACAACCUGUAAGACCAGACAGAACUUGCAGCCCCUCUCAACUUGGAAGGACUCACUGCUGUCAGAGCAGAGACCAAGAGAGAAAGGCCUUGUGCCUUGAUCAAAGCCAUAAAUCAGACCAUAGAAAUUCAUCCAGUGUUUCCAGGAGGGAAAGAGAUGAUUCUAUUCUGCCAUGCUAUUUCAAGAAAGCACUAAUAAGCUCAAGAAUUACAACUGCAUUGCACAAUAUGUCCAGCAGAGACACAGGCUUAGGUAGUGAAAAAUUUUGAGAGGUGCGAUACUUGCCGCAGUCCUCCUCCAGUGAUUCCAGGGGAUAAUUGCACUCACUCUUGAGUCGGUGAAUCUUACUUCCAGCUUGAGUCUUCCUUUUUUAAUAGAAGUCCUAGCCCUUGAACCUGGCUACAUCUUUCUCCAUCAGACUGGAAUGAUCCCUAGUGCCAGAGCAACAUGCUAUUAAAUUAAAUUAAAAGCAGAAUUAAAAGCAAAAAUGAAUUUUCUUUUUUAAAUAAAAGACAACAUAGUAAUAGAUGAGUUUCAGUGGGCUCAACAGGCAGAGUAAACCUCCUCCGUAUCAGUGACAGCGUGCAUUUGAAGGAAGCUGAUCAGCUACACUCCAGCUGCCUUAAAAGCCCAUCAAACAGUUUGAUGGCUAAAUGUCUUUGUUCUUCAAAAGCUGUAGCAAUGGGGGAGAUCCUGCUCUGGGAGGGAGGUCGCAGGAGAAAGGCCUCAAUGAUGCACCUCGAAAACCUUCAUGGGAAAGCCAGUGAGCAGUGUCCCUUCCUGUGACACGGUGCAGAAGCAGCAGGAGCAUGUCUGGGCCUCUCAGAAGGUGCUGGGAAUGCACCACUGGUGCACUGCGGUUGCCAUUUGGCACAAGGCUGUGUGUCAUGGGUCUUGGGCAUCGAGUUCCUGAACCACUGCUUUUGCUGCUGUGAGAGGCAGAACCAAACUGCACGUAUCCUUGCUGUCAUCUGUAAUACCCCUGGUGCUAUGAUGCUGGGCUGCAUGAGGUUGGUUUGAUGUCUGCCCUAGGUGGGGUACCAAGACCAUGGACAAGACUAGGGGCAUGCUGCCCACAUACUCACCUGACUGCCUUUAAACUGCCUGCUUUCACCUGCUGUAGUUAAGGUUCCUCCAUCUGAGCACUAUGACAACUGGGCUGGUGUAGCAAGGACAAAGAAAUUGGUGUAAGGGUCUUCCAUUUGAUUCAGUUGGUCAGUCCUCUGUAGGGAACAACAACCACCAUGCUGUAGGUUUUUAGAUGAUAAGUAGGAUUAAAAGGGGUUUUGUGAAGGUUACUAUUGCGGGUUGUUGCCCACAUACCAAUUUAAUUUCUUGAUUGAAUUAUAACCUGUGCCAGCAAAGGCCUUGACUGCUCAAUCAAGUUAUAAAGCUUCCCAGAGCAACAGAAAAAUGACACCAGGUUUAAGCAGAACUGCUUCCUGCUCAGAUCCUUCUCCCACUCACACAGGUCCUUUUGAUUUCCAUGUGGACCAACAUACCUGUCAAUGUUAGAAAAGACAACUAUUCACCACUGGUGAAGAAAUGGAGUUCACAUGUGCCUUGGCAUGCUCCUGCACUGUUUCUGUUUAUUCAUGAGACAAUGAGCUGCCUUCAGGAAGCAGAGACAGGGUUUAUGCAUGUGACAUGUACAGCCCUUCUGCAUGAGGGGAUUUGGCACCCAAAGCUGAGCUGCCUUUUAAAGCACCACCACCAUUAGGUGCACCAAAGAAGCCAGGACUGACUUCUGCUAGGUGUGUAUUGGACUGUCCUGUGCACUGGCAAAGACUGAGGUCUGUCAGGAGCACAGCUCAUCCCAUCCAGGUCUGGUGCUGUAAGAUACAGGCAUGCCAGUGGACUGAUUCUGACCAAAGAAAAGAAAAAAAGACUGAAAGGGUUCAUAGUGAUUUCAUUUUGUUUCUGAAUGCUGCUCAUCUUGAGUUUGCUUAUCCCUGCUUUUGUGAGCUAUCAGGGCUGGGGACUGCCCUGGAGAGCAGCUGAGUGAAAACACACUAAAGAGUCUUUUGCACAGAUUGUCAAAUCAGUACUGCUUUCUCUCCACCUCUGCUCACUUUAAUGUUGAUGAAUGGAGUCUGCACAGCUCCUUAAAGGUAAUGAGCCAAGUCCUCCUCCUAUCUUUCUGUUGACUUGCUGCAUGUUACAGCAGGAUAAAUUAGUUCAAGUAAAUCAGAGCACUUAUUGGUGUGGUGUGGUGCUGUUUGGUCUAUCAGUUACUUGCUAUCUUAGGAAAUACAGGUCACCAAGGCAAGCUAAAACAUCUUGUGAGCAGAGUUAUUGUCCAGGAAAGGGGAAAGAACACCUGGGAAUUUUGUAAUGUUAUAUGCUUGUUAUAUUUUCUAUCCAAAAAAGCUUUCCUUCUUAUUAUUGCUAUUGUUCAUACCAGCGCUUUCUUUGUUCUUUCAGUUUAGGAGUUCUCUACUUUCAUG